Messenger RNA from Dreissena polymorpha, 920 nucleotides. RefSeq lists its product as uncharacterized. Gene Ontology annotation, molecular function: zinc ion binding; nucleic acid binding. The transcript has a single exon. Bases 18 to 920 code for a protein of 300 amino acids. NCBI's taxonomy places the organism in Eukaryota, Metazoa, Mollusca, Bivalvia, Myida, Dreissenidae. The record is from RefSeq and is a predicted model, not a curated record.
UCGCACAUCCUCAAAAUAUGUCUUUACGCCAAAACCACAGCACGCAAGAUCAAGACCGCAUGUCAAAGCAAACACCACAUAGCAUGCGAAAAGCUAAAGAACCCGAAAAAUUUGAUGGACAAUCCACAGAUUGGCAAGACUAUUUUGUUCAAUUUGAGAAUGUAGCCCGUUGGAACAAUUGGUCAAACAUUGAAAAAGCCCAGCAACUAGUAAUGAGUUUAAAGGGUAAUGCACAACGGUUACUCAGUGAGUUAAAUCCCAUAUAUUUGGACAACUAUGAUUAUAUUGUUCAAGUUUUGAAUAGAAGGUUCAAUCCAGUUGAAAGGGAAACGGCAUUUAGGUGCGAAUUUCGAAAUAGGAGACAAACUAGGUCUGAAUCAGCAGCAGAAUUUGGUUAUGCUCUUCAAAAAUUGAGUACGAAGGCUUAUCCGAAUGUUCAAUCCAAUGCUAGGGAGAUGUAUGUAAUCGAUCAAUUUGUGCAUGGUCUCACUAGACCAGAACUGCGAAGUCAUGUACAAUACAGACAUCCUAGUACAAUAGAUGCUGCUAUUGCCCUAGCAACAGAAUUUGAAGCGUUUGAGGGUUCACAAGGAAUAAUGCGAAAACCACGGUUUGAUUAUGAAAAUGAGACUUGUAAUCAAAUAAAGCAGAACCAACAAGAAGUGACACUGAAUGACAUCGCAGAUUUAUUGAAAAAUCUCACUCACACCUUGAAAGUUAGAAGUAGGUCAAAUAGUCGUGAACGCACUAACAUGUCUGAUAGGGAAUGCUUCAAAUGUCAUGAAAAGGGACAUAUUGCCCCUAAUUGUCCAAAUAGAGAUAGCCGUGAACGCACUAACAUGUCUGAUAGGGAAUGCUUCAAAUGUCAUGAAAAGGGACAUAUUGCCCCUAAUUGUCCAAAUAGAGAUAAGGAAAACUAG